Spodoptera frugiperda (fall armyworm) is the source of this 2301-nucleotide messenger RNA. It is a transcript of the gene CCT4, whose product is annotated as T-complex protein 1 subunit delta. Gene Ontology annotation, biological process: protein folding. The coding region runs from base 129 to 1754 and encodes 541 amino acids. Gene Ontology annotation, molecular function: ATP-dependent protein folding chaperone; ATP binding; ATP hydrolysis activity. The record is from RefSeq and is a predicted model, not a curated record. The transcript has 11 exons. Gene Ontology annotation, cellular component: chaperonin-containing T-complex. NCBI's taxonomy places the organism in Eukaryota, Metazoa, Arthropoda, Insecta, Lepidoptera, Noctuidae.
AAGUGUCAAUCUCUGAUAGAGCUCAAGUUCGGUAGUGGGUGAAACAAAUGAAAAUAUCCCUAAAGAUAUUUUAAUCCGAUUUCAUCUUGAAUUUCACUGUGUUUAAUUAAAUAAAUAAGUUUAUAAUCAUGGCUCCGAAAGCUGGUGGUGAUUCUGCUAAAGUUAAUUCAGCGGUAUAUAAAGAUAAAAGCAAACCAACUGAUAUUCGGCUGAGUAAUAUAGGCGCCGCUAAAGCUGUAUCUGAUGCUAUUCGUACGAGCUUGGGCCCUCGUGGUAUGGAUAAAAUGAUCCAAGCCAGCAAUGGUGAGGUAACCAUUACCAAUGAUGGUGCGACAAUUUUGAAGCAAAUGAGUGUGAUUCACCCAGCUGCUAAAAUGUUGGUGGAGUUAUCCCGUGCCCAAGACAUUGAAGCUGGUGAUGGUACUACAUCAGUAGUAGUGAUUGCUGGAGCUCUGCUUGAUGCUGCUGAGAAACUACUUCAGAAAGGAAUUCACCCAACUGUCAUCUCUGAUGGUUUCCAGAAGGCAUUACAAUUGGCUUUGCAAGUGGUUGAGAACAUGGCUACUCCAGUGGACCUAUCAAAUGAGGAUGCUUUAUUGAAAGCAGCUGCAACAUCUCUGAACUCUAAAGUUGUUUCACAACAUUCUACAAUUCUGGCUCCUAUUGCUGUUCAGGCUAUUCGUGCAGUUAUGGAACCAAUAGUUGGUGGUGUGGGUGCACGAGUUGAUUUGCGCGACGUAAAAGUUAUUGAGCGCAUUGGAGGUACAGUGGAAGACACUGAAUUGGUUCAAGGGUUGGUAAUCCCACAUCGUGCCUCGAAUGUCAAUGGCCCCCAUAGAAUUGAGAAAGCCAAAGUUGGACUAAUCCAGUUCUGCAUUUCUCCACCAAAGACAGAUAUGGACCACAAUGUUAUUGUAUCUGACUAUGCUGCAAUGGACCGUGUUUUGAAGGAAGAACGUCAGUACAUCUUGAAUAUUGUCAAGCAAAUUAAAAAAGCGGGUUGCAAUGUCCUUUUGGUGCAAAAAUCUAUUUUACGUGAUGCUCUGAGUGAUUUGGCUAUUCACUUCUUGGAUAAAAUUAAGACAAUGGUAAUUAAGGACAUUGAACGUGAGGAUAUCGAAUUUGUAUGCAAAACUCUAGGAUGCAGACCAAUUGCUUCUCUGGAUCAUUUUACAGCUGAAAAUCUUGUUAAUGUCGAUCUGGUUGAAGAGGUCAAUGAGCCUGCUGGUAAAUACAUCAAAAUGAGUGGAUGCUCUGCGGGUGGGCGCACCGUAUCAGUGCUUGUGCGCGGAUCUAGUGGUGCCGUGGUGGCAGAAGCCGCGCGGUCUCUGCAUGACGCGCUGUGUGCCGUGCGCUGCGUGGCGCGCCGCCCCGCACUAGUAGCGGGCGGAGGCGCACCCGAGGCGGCCGCGGCUGCAGCACUUGCCCGAGCCGCGCUGACCGCACCAGGCGCAGACCACUAUUGUCUUCGUGCCUAUGCCGAUGCUCUAGAAGUUGUGCCCUCCACGCUUGCGGAGAAUGCUGGGCUGAACCCGAUUGAGACGGUGACUGAACUCCGCGCGGCCCACGCUGGUGGCGCGGAGAGCGGUGCAGGAUCAAACGCUGGCGUCAACGUGCGGCGCGGUCGCGUCACUGACAUGCGCCAGGAGCACGUACUGCAACCACUCCACGUCACCGCCUCUGCUUUAGGACUCUCCACUGAAACCGUGCGCGCUAUACUCAAAAUUGACGACAUUGUAAACACAUUAAAUUAGGAGCAAGAAGCUUUGCAUUAUUUCAGUGUUUUAGUUUUAUUGAGUAAUUUCUUCAUUUAAAACGAAUAAUACUAUAAUACUAAAGAAUUUAGUAUAAUAACUAUUUUAAACUAUAACUAUGUCUUAACAAUAAAGAUGAAGACAAAUAUUUAGAUGCUAGGUUUUGAUCCAAUAACUGCAGUACACAAACAAAAAUGUCUUAUUCUGUUUUCAGUCAGCCAAAAAUUCAUGUUAUGGUAUUGAAAUAUACAUAUUUUACUAUUGCCUUAUAUAAUCGAUUAUCGAGUUGUACUCUAUUUACCACAAUAUGAAGUGUAUGCAUUUAGUUUACUGCAAACAACUGAUGUUUUAAGUGCACUUAAGAUUCGUCUACUAUGUCAUUUUUCUUUAAUAAAUAUUAGUUUUACAAUAUACAUUUGAUCUUUUGUCUUGUUAACCAGAUAUGCACAAUGCUUGUUACAAUGAAAAACUGUUUCUUUUUGCUUUAAAAUAAUUUGAGUAUUAUUAUAUGAAUAUUUAUUUCUUAAUAAACCAAAAUUAACGACAA